Molecule: messenger RNA, 721 nt
Organism: Clupea harengus (Atlantic herring)
Lineage: Eukaryota; Metazoa; Chordata; Actinopteri; Clupeiformes; Clupeidae
Product: hemoglobin subunit alpha-2-like
Biological process (GO): hydrogen peroxide catabolic process; oxygen transport
Cellular component (GO): blood microparticle; hemoglobin complex; haptoglobin-hemoglobin complex
Molecular function (GO): organic acid binding; oxygen carrier activity; peroxidase activity
Source: RefSeq, a predicted model, not a curated record
GAACUAUAUUUAGCUGUGGUUGAUAGGCGAGCUCUCCGCCCUUUCACAGAAAUCUCCUUUAUUCACCCCUCUCCUCAAAGAUGAUUAUCAAAAUACGACCAAUUGAGGCGGAGAACAGAGGUGGAGCAUCCUAACAAUGUGGGAAACUCUGUCAAUAUAUAGAACCCUCGGACAGAGCUUCCAGCAUGUUCCCCCAAGAGCUCGAACCGCCUACAGCAUCCUCGCGAAGAAGUUGCAAGAAUGAGUCUGUCAGAUAAAGAGAAAAACACUGUGAAGGACUUCUUCGCGAAGGUGGUUUCUCGGUCCGACGAUAUUGGAAAUGAGUCUCUCACGAGACUUCUGGUGGUGUACCCUCAAACCAAGUCCUACUUUGCACACUGGAAGGAGACAACACCUUAUUCAGCUCCUGUGAAGAAGCAUGGCAUCACCGUUAUGGGAGGUGUCUAUGAGGCCGUCAGUAAAAUCGACGAUCUCAAAGCUGGACUGCUGACCCUGAGUGAACUUCAUGCCUUCAUGCUCAGAGUGGACCCUGUCAACUUCAAGCUUUUCAACAAUUGUCUUCUGGUGGUGCUGAGCAUGCUCUUUCCGGAUGACUUCACCCCCCAGGUCCAUGUAGCCGUUGACAAGUUCAUGGCCCUGCUGUCUUUGGCCUUGGCAGAGAAGUACCGUUGAUCAGUAUACUUGUGUACUUGAUGAAAUAAAGUUCAACGAUGCAAAUUCA